UGUUACACUCGGUUCGACUAAACAGUACAAAAAAUAGUACUGUAGUGAUUGCCUUGUCAGUACAAAGAGUCGUUCAAAGGGAACGAAUAUUUCGCGAACUGCGUGUCACUCGUUGAGGCGCAGUUGCGUACUGUAGUAGUUUGAUUUCCAAAGAAGAUUGUCAAUUUACAUUUAUCGACAGAAGCUACAAAAGGAACUUCAGUUGAAGGUGUACGCAAACGUUUCUAAACCAUAAGAGAUGUCUCUCUCAGGCUGGGUAUGUUUGGUCACUGGUGCCUCUCGGGGCAUAGGAAGGGGCAUUGCUCUGCAGCUUUCAGAGGCGGGAGCUACUGUCUACAUUACUGGUCGCCAGGAGAAGACCCUGAAGGAAGCUGCGGUUCAGGUGAAAGAGAGGGGUGGGAACUGUGUGCCAGUUGUCUGUGAUUCUUCUAAUGAUGAAGACAUAAAAGAUCUAUUUGAUAAAAUCCAAUGUGAGCAGAAUGGAAGACUGGAUAUCUUAGUCAACAAUGCCUAUGCUGGUGUACAGGAUAUUUUCACUAACAUUGGGAAGAAGUUCUGGGAAACGGAUCCAACUAUAUGGGAUUCCAUAAAUAACACUGGCCUCCGGGGACAUUAUUUCUGCUCAGUGUAUGCUUCACGGAUGAUGGUGGCACAGGGCAGGGGCUUGAUUGUUGUCAUCUCUUCUAUGGGAGGGUUGAGGUAUCUCUUCAAUGUGUCUUAUGGGGUUGGUAAAGCUGCGUGUGACAGGCUAGCUGCAGACACAGCAGUUGAGCUGAGGAGCAGGGGAGUAGCAUCAGUCAGCCUGUGGCCUGGAGCAGUUCAGACAGAGUUGGUGUCUCAAAUCCUCUUUGAGAAAGAUGCUCCCCCUGGUGUUGAUUCUAAGUUCAGAGAUGUUUUUGCCAAUGGAGAAACUACAGAGCUGAGUGGAAGGUGCAUUGUUGAGCUGGCAAAAGAUAAAAACCUGAUGUCGCUUUCAGGAAAAGUGUUGAUGACCUGUGACCUGGCUAGGCGCUACAGGUUACAAGAUGUUGACGGUCGCAGUGUGACUGACUACACAUCCCUUAAAUUCCUCCUGACUCAAGUCCCAUAUCUAUCCUGGCUUUCCUCGAUGGUACCUUCAUUCCUCCGGGUUCCUCGGUUUGUUCUUACCCUCACCAACGGACGUUUCUGAGCUGCAAAGAUCUUUUGACAUGCUAAUUACAGCUGUGGAAGUAAUGUCCUUUACAUGGUAUUCCUAUAAGUACAUACUAAAUCAUUAUAAUUCUGUGUUUAUAUGCAUGUGAAGGAUCAGCACUGUAAUGAUCUGUAUUACCCGAAUGUAUAAGCUUACAAGUGGUUAAACUCUGACAUAAGUAAGCCCCAAGUCAAUACUAAAUUACUAAUAACUGUUUUUCAUAAAAUGCUAUUUCUAAAAACUAAAAUAAGUAUAUGAUAUAAUUCUAUGAAGGUAAAUACCAGCUGUGAUGUUAAGCAGUGUUUUAAAACACAAAUUAAAUGUGAAUGUAUUUUGUAAUACUUCAAUAAAAUUCUGUAUUCCUA
This is a messenger RNA of Esox lucius (northern pike), 1539 nucleotides long. It is a transcript of the gene dhrs1, whose product is annotated as dehydrogenase/reductase (SDR family) member 1. The coding region runs from base 239 to 1171 and encodes 310 amino acids. Lineage: Eukaryota; Metazoa; Chordata; Actinopteri; Esociformes; Esocidae. The record is from RefSeq and is a predicted model, not a curated record. The transcript has 9 exons.